Molecule: messenger RNA, 2575 nt
Organism: Cololabis saira (Pacific saury)
Lineage: Eukaryota; Metazoa; Chordata; Actinopteri; Beloniformes; Belonidae
Gene: ppp1r3da
Product: protein phosphatase 1, regulatory subunit 3Da
Exons: 2
Coding region: 309-1361 (350 amino acids)
Biological process (GO): regulation of glycogen biosynthetic process
Cellular component (GO): protein phosphatase type 1 complex
Molecular function (GO): glycogen binding; protein phosphatase 1 binding
Source: RefSeq, a predicted model, not a curated record
GUUAACUGCACGAAUGUUAGCUGAUCUCCUGCGACUUAAGGAGGGAUAAAAGCCAUUAUAUAGUCAUGUUCGUGUGUUUUACAAAUCAUGUGGCAUGACUGGAUAGUUGAGACUUCAUGACGCACGGAAACGAGCAACUCAAUAAAUAUUACUCCAAACGGAGGAUCACGCUUAGACCAUAUCCUUCAUCCCACAUGCAACUAAUCCUUCGUGUGUUUACAUGGUGAGGUGAUGUCAAAGUUUAAUUUUACUUGGCCUUUAAAGGCAUUUUCAGUAUUCGGUGUUCGGAACAGAGGAAAAUAGACUACAUGCAUAAAUGCCGCGUUCCAUUUGUCCUCGGAAGUGGGGAUUUCCCAGUUCCGAGUCGGAAUUUUCAACUGGAACGCCCCUCGAAGUGGGAUUUCCCACUGGGUGAGCAGAAACUCCUUCUUGACAACAUGGAUAGAGGUGGGUUUAUUGGACGUGAGAAGAUUCUCCCAUCAGAAUCUGAACAGCUAGUAUCCGACCACAGCAGUGCCACAAGACCACGCUUGAUUAUUAACUUGACUAAAAUGCUUCAAGCUGACAAACCCAAUGUGGUGAAGAAGCCGGUCCCAAUCCGCCCACCAAGCCCUAGAAAGCAUCUGCCAAGAGAGCAAGAGCGCCGUGGUUUCCUCUCUUGUGAAGCUGCGCCUAAACCCAUCAUCCGGAGAAGGUCACGCUCACUGCCUUCCACCACCGAGAAGAAAAAGGGACAACGCAGAAAUGUUGGCGUGCGGUUUAUUGAUUCCUUGGGACUGGACUUGGAAGACGUCAGGCUUUUUAAAUCAGGAGAAGAUCCAUUUGUGCCACAUCAUGUCACGUUCAGAUUGCUAAUGGGUGCCGAGAUGGCAGAUGGGAGGCAUCUGGAGAUUUCCUUGCCAUAUCUGAAGCCAGUUUUUGCCCAACAACCUGGCGAUCAGCCAGAAUUCCUGUACCACCUCUGUGAACAGAAAGUGUGUCUGGAGAGGGUCUUGUGUUUUGAAUUGGGGAUUAUCUGCAUCACCCAGGUCCUAAACUUGGACUUUCAGAAAGACAUCAGAGCUCGUUAUUCAUUUACACAGUGGAAGAGCUAUGCAGAAGCAAAGGCCUCUUGGGUGUCCACCGUCACGAAGACCUGGGAAGGAGGAGAGGGGGAAUUUAGUUGUGAUGCAUUUCGUUUCCAUCUGCCAGUCCCUCCAUUUCUGCAGCCAGGUGCAGUGUUAGAGUUUGCCAUUCAGUACAAAGUCUGUGGGGCUGAAUACUGGGACAACAAUGAUGGAGAGAAUUAUAAGUUAAUUUGCCAAAACUACAAACUCACCGUGCCUAAAGAAUGUGAGGACAGCAUGGUGCACUUUAUUUAGGGUGCAGAAAGUAGAAUAAAUCUAUUUUUAGCACUUUAUGACUGCUGGUAGCAAUACACUUUCAAAUAACUGAAGCACAUGUAGUGAUGCUGUUCAUUUUGUCACUGCAGAAAGUCUUUGAUCCCAUUGCAUUCUAGAUAAACGUUGAUAAGACUUGACUAGACUGAAAUUAAAAAAACAUUGUUUGACUUGUUUUUUAAAACUGCACUGAAUUUUAAAAUGUAGCUAUUUGAAGUAGAAAAGUUUUUGCACACCGGAUAUGCAGAAAGGUGCGUUGGAGGAGGAAAGGUGCAGCCAAAUAUGAAAAGAAAACUCCUGCACAGCUUCUUCUCACCGUGCACUCGUUUAUUAGGCCAACGUUUCAGUCAGACCUUUUUCAAGGCAUCAAAAACCUUGAUGCCUUGAAAAAGGUCUAUGUUGGCCUAAUAAACGAGUGCACUGUGAGAAGAAGGUGUGCGGGAGUUUUCUUUUUAUAAAACGUAGCUAUUUAAAAUGUAAAAUGACCAUGGGGUCAUCUAAUUUUGUACAUUUAGAGCUGCUGAACUUUUUUUUUCUUAUUUUGUAUUCACUACUUGUCCAAAGCAUGUUGGAGAUUAGAAAUCAUAUUGUUAAUUGUUAUCUAUGUUUAAUAAAUAAUCAAAUGAAUGCUAAUUUUGUGUAACAAUAAAUAAUGUCAAAACAUUAUUUUGUUGUAAUAUAUUGUUUUUUUUAUUUAACUCAAGUCCACAUUUUCCAGUUUUAUGUAAACUUUAAUACAUACCUGUCAAGUCUCCCGUUUGGGCCGGGAAAUUACCGUAUUUGACCUCUCUUUCCCGCUGUCUUCCCGUAUUAGUAUUUUCUCUUGAAUUUCCCGUUUUAUAAUAUAAUAAUUUUUAAACAGCAAACUAAAUUGUCACUAACCUCGUGAGAACUGCUACCUGCUGUAGCCUGGGUGGAAGUUCUCGCGAGGUUAGUGGCGACAACGGGAGCAAACUCGGAACAACAAAUCAAAGAUGAAUGGAUGUAACAAGAGAGAAAACAUUUCUGCCAAAAAAGAAGACUUGGUGUAAAUAUCUCUAAAAAUGGGAAACUAAAUUUACUUUCCUAAAGAGGAGAUACAGAAUACAGUCAGUGAAUACCAUAGAGCCACAUGAGUGAAAAUGACAACUUAAAAGAAAAUGUAAAUGUUUCACUUGAAGACAAUAAAUGUGCAUAUUAACUAUGUAAUAAAUAAA